Messenger RNA from Sinocyclocheilus rhinocerous, 1617 nucleotides. RefSeq names its product sodium-dependent neutral amino acid transporter B(0)AT1-like. Bases 1 to 1617 code for a protein of 538 amino acids. Lineage: Eukaryota; Metazoa; Chordata; Actinopteri; Cypriniformes; Cyprinidae. The transcript has 11 exons. The record is from RefSeq and is a predicted model, not a curated record. Gene Ontology annotation, biological process: sodium ion transmembrane transport; nitrogen compound transport; neutral amino acid transport. Gene Ontology annotation, cellular component: plasma membrane; brush border membrane; apical plasma membrane. Gene Ontology annotation, molecular function: neutral L-amino acid transmembrane transporter activity.
AUGAUGCGUCCAUGCACGGGCCGCCGGCGUCUCCAAGCAAGCGCGUCCUUCCUCUCCGGUAACGACUACAACACACGCCUUCGCGGAAAUGUGACAGACGCGGAGUUACCGAUCAGCUGUGAAGAGGAGAAGCUCCGUGCCGUGCUGAGCGCGAGAGUCCGUGUCACGGGCGGACCCAACGCAGCAGACAUGAAGCUGAAGCUGAAGCUCCCGAACCCGGGUCUGGACGAGCGGAUCCCGUCUCACGCCGAGCUGGAGAAGCUGGAGCUGGAGGAGGGAGGAGCGUUUAUGAUCCCGUUCCUGAUUCUUCUGGUUCUGGAGGGAAUCCCGCUGCUGCAUCUGGAGUUUGCCAUCGGUCAGAGACUCAGAAAAGGCAGCGUCGGUGUCUGGAGAUCCAUCAACCCGUAUUUAGUUGGCGCUGUGUACGUGACCUCCACGCUUCCGUACCUCGUCCUGACCAUCUUCCUGAUCAGAGGACUGACGCUCAAAGGCUCCGUCAGCGGAAUCAAGUUCCUCUUCACUCCAGAUGCUGUGUACGUGACCUCCACGCUUCCGUACCUCGUCCUGACCAUCUUCCUGAUCAGAGGACUGACGCUCAAAGGCUCCGUCAGCGGAAUCAAGUUCCUCUUCACUCCAGAUCUGGACGAGCUGCUGAAUCCGACGACGUGGCUGGAUGCGGGUGCGCAGGUGUUUUACUCCUUCUCUCUGGCGUUUGGAGGACUCAUCUCCUUCUCCAGCUACAACUCGGUCCAUAAUAACUGCGAGCAGGACGCCGUCAUCAUCUCCGUAAUUAACGGCCUCACGUCCAUUUACGCAGCCAUCGUGAUUUACUCCAUCAUCGGCUUCAGAGCCACGGAGGGGUUUGACGACUGUCUCAACGGUAACAUCCUGACGCUGCUGAACACAUUUGAUCUGCCGGAGGGAAACAUCACCGAGAGCAACUACGAGGGUUUUCUUCAGCAUCUCAACAGCACGGCACCACAGACCUUGCAGGAGCUGCAGCUGAAGACCUGCGACAUGCAGACGUUUCUCAGUCAGGGGGUUGAGGGAACCGGUCUGGCCUUCAUCGUGUUCACUGAGGCCAUCACUAAGAUGCCCUUCUCUCCUCUGUGGUCAGUGCUGUUCUUCAUCAUGCUCUUCUGUCUGGGAUUGUCCACUAUGUUCGGGAGUGUUGAAGGAGUCGUGGUGCCGCUGCAGGACCUUAACAUCUUACCGAAGCACUGGCCGAAGGAGGCCUAUACAGGUCUGGUGUGUUUUGUCUCGUUCGGUCUGGCCAUUAUCUUCGCUCAGGGUUCAGGUGAAUAUUGGCUGGCUCUGUUCGACGGUUUCGCCGGAUCCAUUCCUUUACUGAUCAUCGCCUUCUGUGAGAUGAUGGCCGUGUCCUACAUUUAUGGGAUUGACAGAUUCAACGACGAUAUCAAGUUCAUGAUCGGUCACAAGCCCAACUUCUUCUGGCAGGCCACAUGGAGACUGGUCAGUCCGCUCAUAGUGCUGCUGAUCUUCCUUUUCUACUUCAUCACCACCAUCAGCAAAGAGCUGACCUACAUCGCCUGGGACCCGCAGUCGGUGCGUCCUCAUCACUCUCAACUACAUCUGAGCCUCUCAUGGGAGAACUAA